Molecule: messenger RNA, 2857 nt
Organism: Coniophora puteana RWD-64-598 SS2
Lineage: Eukaryota; Fungi; Basidiomycota; Agaricomycetes; Boletales; Coniophoraceae
Exons: 15
Coding region: 21-2570 (849 amino acids)
Biological process (GO): DNA-templated transcription; regulation of DNA-templated transcription
Molecular function (GO): zinc ion binding; DNA binding; DNA-binding transcription factor activity, RNA polymerase II-specific
Source: RefSeq, a predicted model, not a curated record
GGCUGCUCUCCCCCCAAGCCAUGUCCUCCCCGACCCUCCCCCGCCAUCCCGACUCGCCCUCCUUUGCAGAUCUCAGCAAGAAACGUAGAAAAGGCGCAACACGCCUCUCUUGUGCCGAAUGCAGACGACUCAAGCUUAGAUGCGACCGAAACAUCCCUUGUGGCUCUUGCAUCAAACGAGGAUGUGGCCCUAUUUGUCCGGACGGGUCUCUGACUACUGGGCAGGGCAAUAGGUUCGUGUUGGCUUCAACACAAGAACUUCACGAAAAGAUCUCCGAACUUUGCAUGAGAACGCGUGAGCUUGAGGACGCUCUCCGAUAUUCUCAUUCCCUAGUUUCCCAUGAUCGUCAUCCCCUCCUCAGCGAGGACCUCCUCCAAAUUAAAGCACCGCUUCAACGCGAGCCUGCUAUUGCCCGAAAUGCAACUAAAACUGAAAUAAAGGAGGAAGAACAAAGCCCCGACGUGGUUGACGCUUUUGGCUCCUUGUCGAUUAGUGCUUCUGGUGGUGCCAAGUAUUACGGUUCCAUUGCAAACUCAUGGUAUUUCCUACAGAACGAGAACAGUGACGACCAGGAAGCGGAGAAUGAUCGCUUCUCUAUUCUGCAGAAUAUCUUGCCCAAGGACGUACUUUUCCGAAGCGGGGCGUUCCCCAUCCUUCCGACGGGCGCAUCGGCGGAAAUUGAGAAUGCCCGACUCCGAAGCCUCUAUUGGUAUUUGCCUCAACCGGACAAGGCAAAUGAACUCAUAACAACAUACUACCGGAUGGCCGCCUGGAUGUACAAUCCAAUAGGUCAAGAACAGCUUUACGAAGAAGUGUACCCCACUUUUUACAACGCUGACCUGAGCUAUGGCUCUGACGAUCCGCUCACUGCACAUCGCCUCUCUGUCUUGUUUAUGAUCCUUUCCAUCGGAUGUUUGAUGGACACUUCGCAACCAGCCUAUAACAUCGAAGCCGAGAAGUAUCAUCAACUCGCUCGCGCGGCGCUUUUCCAAAGCUCCCUGUUUGAUGAUCCUACUAUCAGCGCGGUGCAAGCAUUAUUUUUGAUGACGUUCUAUCACUUCUUCUCCGACAGAAACGGGACGAACUCUGGCACCCGAUGGGCUUUGAUGGGUGUCGCGGUCAAGAUUGCACAGAGCAUUGGACUGCAUCGCGACCCUGGCCGCUGGGGCGUGGAUGAAAAGGAGGCACACAGACGAAGAGAACUCUUCUGGGAGCUGUACACAUAUGAUUCCUGGCAGUGCCACACAUUCGGGCGGCCACCAUCAUUUUAUCUCGCAUACGUCGAUUGCAAGCUCCCAUACCCGGCUGACUGCGCAGACGAGUAUACUUUCCACUCAUGGAAGCACAGGUUUACAUCGGAAUGCAUGAGCGUCGUACACGACCAGUCCUUCAACGCGAAAACACCGACGUAUAAUACCGUGCACCAGCUCGACCGCAAGUUGCGCGCGUUCCCUGUGCCGCCUAUCCUUCAAGUCGCCGGCUUUGGAUCAGACCCUCACCAGGGCGCAUUCCCAGAGAGCCUCGCUCUAACACUGCAACGUCAUGUUGUCCUAGCGAUCCGUGAGACGAACCUCCUAUAUCUCCACCGCAGCUUCUUCGCUCGCGCCAUCAGUGAUCACCCCAAGGACCCAUUGGGCAGCCCCUAUGGCGCUUCUGUCAUCGCUGCCUACCGUAGCGCGGGAUCCCUGGUAGCUCUCAUGGGCAACCUACAUGGCCAAUUGAAAGAACCCAGUGAGCGCAUAUGGUUCCUUUGGACACACAUGUUCUCUUGUGCAAUCGUCUUGGGUUCGGUUGUAACAAGAUGCCCGUCGAUGAGUCUAGCACCAUCGGCAUAUGUUCAGCUAAACUCGGCUUGUGAGUUGUUCUCGCACGCGGCUCGUGGUUUCCGUGCCGAAAAGGUGCUGGAUGUGAUGAGCCGAUUAAGGGAGAAGGCGCACAUUAGUCUAUCAGAAUUCCGGAAGGGUAAUUUGUCACCGAGCCGUCAGCUGACGGGAGGCUCCGACAUCAGCUCGCCUGUGGAUGAUAAUGACGAGCUUUCGACGUUGGGAGGCAAGACACGGCUUGUCACGAAGAAGGAGACUUCAUUGUCGCCUUCACCGGCUGCUCUCAUGGAUCGUUCCCCAACAUCAAUGAAUCCAGUCGUUCCACUUCCACUUGGGUCUGGCCAGAACCAACCGGUGCAUCCAUACGUUGUUGAUUACCUUCGGACAUUCAACCCAACGCCCGCACCUAAUGCUACGAUGAGCGCCGCCUCAUCGUAUGCCGACGCCUCUUAUACCAUGUCACCUGUGCAAGAACAUCCGAGCCAAUACGACAUGUCGAAUGGCUAUCACCAGAACUCGCAAGACCAGAUGCAGUCGAUGGAACUCGUUGCAGGGACGUAUCCCAACUACUUCCCCGUGUACGACUACAGCACGGGUGGGAUCAACGGAUACUCGCCUGUUCAAAGCACAGCGAUAAAUGGCUCUCAGAACGGUGUUCAACGGCUGCGGGACUCGCCCGAGGCGAACAUGUUCCAGUCAACAUGGCAAGACCUAGUGACCCAGAUGGGCGGCGGCCACCAACAUUAGAUGGUAAACUCGUUCCUCGGUAGAUCUGAAAGCACGCUUUGGACCCUUGACCGCAUGCUCGCUUGAUAUGUUCUGGCUAAUUACUAUAAGUAUUUCAGGUGUCGCAUUGCUUUCUUGUCUUUUGAUAUUAUUACAUGAUUUCUUGCUGGAUAUCCUCUUUCUUUCCCAGUGUAACAUUAUGCAUAUGGCAAGCUUUACACCGCCGCAUUGUUAUCGUAUCUUACUCUACUGUAGUCUGUGAAUGUUAUCACAUUAAUGUUUGUCUUGCAAUGAAAUUUCUGUUUGCU